CACAUCUCACUCUUUUCUUUUGCUCUCAGGUCUUUUUUGUUUAACCAGAAUCUUUUGGAAGGUGCGUUUGCUAUGGCUUUGCUUCUUCUUCUUUUCCUCCUUUUAGAAGUUUCUCAAGCAACAGCAGGUGAAGAUCCAUACAUUGGUGUGAAUAUAGGGACAGACCUAUCAGACAUGCCACACCCAACACAAGUAGUUGCUCUUCUUAAAGCUCAGCAAAUCAGACAUGUUAGGCUCUACAAUGCCGACCAAGCCAUGCUUGUUGCUCUUGCCGACACCGGCAUUCGGGUCAUGGUCACCAUCCCCAACGAGCAGCUACUCGGCAUCGGCCAAUCGAAUUCGACCGCGGCUAAUUGGGUCACCCGGAACGUUGUAGCACAUUAUCCUGCAACCAACAUCACGGCAAUUUGUGUUGGUUCUGAAGUUUUGACUGCACUUCCGAAUGCUGGGCCUGUCCUGGUUAACGCCAUUAAGUUCGUUCACUCGGCCCUUGCGGCAUCUAAUUUGGAUAAGAGAAUCAAAGUUUCAUCGCCCCUUUCGUCCACCGUGAUCCUCGAUCCGUUCCCGCCUUCGCAGGCCUUCUUCAACCGGUCGUGGAAUCCGGUUUUGGUCCCUAUGCUCGAUUUCCUGCAGUCUACAGGCUCAUUUCUCAUGCUCAACAUGUAUCCUUACUAUGACUAUAUGCAAUCAAAUGGUGCCAUUCCGCUAGACUAUGCGCUUUUCAAGCCUCUUACACCGAAAAUGGAAGCCAUCGAUUCGAACACGCUUGUCCACUAUACAAAUGUCUUUGAUGCAACAGUUGAUGCCACAUACUUUGCCAUGGAUUUCCUAAACUUCACCAACAUUCCUGUUACAGUGACAGAAACGGGCUGGCCAUCGAAAGGUGAUUCGAAAGAGCCGGAUGCGACGAUGGAGAAUGCCAACACUUACAACAGCAACUUGAUCCGCCGCGUGAUGAACAAAACUGGAACUCCUAAGCACCCUGGCAUUGCUGUUAGUACUUACAUCUAUGAGCUCUAUAACGAGGACAUGAAACCAGGGCCAACCUCGGAGAAGAAUUGGGGAUUGUUCGAGGCGAAUGGUGACCCUGUUUAUAUAUUACGCUUGACGGGGUCGGGGUCGCUGCUAGCAAACGAUACUACUAACCAAACUUAUUGUACUGCAAAGGAUGGUGCUGAUCAGAAGAUGUUGCAGGCCGCACUAGAUUGGGCCUGUGGACCUGGCAAGGUGGAUUGCUCGCCGUUGUUGCAAGGAAAACCGUGUUACGAGCCCGAUAACGUGAUCGCACACGCAACGUAUGCAUUCAACACGUACUAUCACCGAAUGGGGAAGACUUCCGACGCAUGCGAUUUCAACGGUGUUGCGGAUAUUACAACGACAGAUCCAAGUCAUGGUUCUUGUACUUUUCCAGGCAGGAAUGGAACCAUGGUAAAUAUCACGACGCCAUCGAUGAAUUCUGUUAGUUCCGAUUCAUCCGGUCCCAGGUUUUACGACAGGGGAGGUUUCACUGGCAUUUUAGUGUUGAUCAAAGUCAUGCUAAGGAGUGCAAUUUUCUUGUGUGUAUUUUGAGAGUUAAGAGAGUCCCCCCCCCCCAGUUUUACGUAGUAGUGUUGGUGGCUUAUUGAAUUGUGUACAAAGUAAAAUGGAGAAACCGGAUUCGGGUUAUUUCGAAUUCGAAGUA
Hibiscus syriacus is the source of this 1681-nucleotide messenger RNA. RefSeq names its product glucan endo-1,3-beta-glucosidase 2-like. The record is from RefSeq and is a predicted model, not a curated record. Gene Ontology annotation, molecular function: hydrolase activity, hydrolyzing O-glycosyl compounds. Bases 73 to 1569 code for a protein of 498 amino acids. NCBI's taxonomy places the organism in Eukaryota, Viridiplantae, Streptophyta, Magnoliopsida, Malvales, Malvaceae. Gene Ontology annotation, cellular component: plasma membrane. The transcript is spliced from 3 exons. Gene Ontology annotation, biological process: carbohydrate metabolic process.